AGGAUUUUAGUUCCUUGUCAAACGGUGUAAACACAUGGCAGUGAAUGUUGAAAUACCCUGAAAAACAUUGACUACAAGUUUACCGACGAAUGUCGUAUUGUUUUAUUAAUGAAACGGUAAUACCAUUAAAGGAUUUAGGGACAUUUACGUAUACACGCUAGGCAGUGGAAGUUAUCGUAGGUAAGAGAGAAAGAUGAAGAACAGAAAGGAGAAGAGUGUGCAAUCCGAUGAAAAGAAUGUAAAUAACAACGAGGGACCUGAAUGUCGACAAAAGUUUUACUCGAGAUUGUGUGAAUUAAGAGACCAGGCCCGGGGGAGGGGCAUCGGACAGGACUUAGUAGCUCAUGUGUUCAAAUCACGGGGAACUUUGAAAAUCCAAGCUCAAGAGAAUAACUCAUGGUUCAAAACUAUAACAAUGGCCUUGACCUUAUCUGUGAUCAUAACGGCAGGGGUCAUGACCUGUGGUGGAAUUGCUUUGAAAUUUUUUGGGUUAGACGAGGAACUAUACGAAUUAAUUGCUGAAUCUCGCUGUAUUGUUGAAAAUGGGGGAUUUACGAUUGAAGUUGCUCGUCCCCUGACAAAUUGUGACUGUUGCAGGAAUCUUAAAGAGUUUCCCGUAGAAAGAAACAUUACCCCCGAGGACUUUGUGAAGAAAUAUGCCUAUACCGCUGUGCCUGUUCUUAUCAAAGACGCAACUCAUAACUGGACAGCUAUGACCAACUUUAGUUUUGAUUUCUUCAAAAAUGUAUAUACGAAAACAAAAGGCGCCUUGACGACUAUUGAUGAAGAAUGCCAAUUUUUUCCAUAUAAAACAGAAUUUGAGACUCUGGGCGAAGUAUUUAACAUGUCUGCAGAGAGAGCCAAUUUUACAGCGGGAGAAAAACCUUGGUACAUUGGAUGGAGUAAUUGUCAUUCGGAAGUGUCCGCCAUAUUACGUCAGCACUACAACCGGCCAUACUUUCUUCCGGCUGACUCCGAAUCCAGUUCGGUGGACUGGAUGUUUAUGGGCGGACCCGGACUCGGAGCAUUUGUCCACUUAGACUACGUUCAGCGCCCAUCCUGGCAGGCCCAGAUUUCUGGACAGAAGACGUGGACUUUGAUCCCGACCCCUGAGUGCGAGGACGUGUGUACUGAACUAAACGUCACAGUCAGUAAAGGGGACAUCAUCGUGCUGGAUACAAACCAGUGGUACCACGCCACUUACAUCCACCCCGGAGAAAUCAGUAUCACCAUUGGGUCGGAGUAUGACUGAAUAAACCAUGAGAUUAAAAAAAGAAGUCUUUUUUGUGCUUUUUCUACAAGUCCCCUCAUAUGUAUAUGGGUAGUUUUUUUUUGUUCUCUGAUACAUUAACAAAGAUAAUCAGAAAUCAGCAUGUUAGAAUGCCUUUGGCAAGAAAAGAUUAAAAAUUUUCACCGUAGA
Molecule: messenger RNA, 1420 nt
Organism: Saccostrea cuccullata (small rock oyster)
Lineage: Eukaryota; Metazoa; Mollusca; Bivalvia; Ostreida; Ostreidae
Exons: 4
Coding region: 194-1252 (352 amino acids)
Molecular function (GO): 2-oxoglutarate-dependent dioxygenase activity
Source: RefSeq, a predicted model, not a curated record